This is a messenger RNA of Hippopotamus amphibius kiboko, 10446 nucleotides long. Its product is annotated as junctophilin-3. Bases 8578 to 10389 code for a protein of 603 amino acids. Gene Ontology annotation, biological process: regulation of synaptic plasticity. The record is from RefSeq and is a predicted model, not a curated record. The transcript is spliced from 8 exons. Gene Ontology annotation, cellular component: junctional membrane complex; plasma membrane; endoplasmic reticulum membrane. Lineage: Eukaryota; Metazoa; Chordata; Mammalia; Artiodactyla; Hippopotamidae.
GGCGGCGGCGGCGGCGGGCGGGCUCCCUUGGCCCGCUGGCCCGGCGGGCCGAAAGCCCGAGGCGGACUUCUGGCGGCUUUUGUUCGCGCCGGUCUGCGUGGAGCCUUGCUGGAGCUGAAAGCGGGCGUCUGGCCUCCCCGUUUCAUGUCCGAGCGUCCCAGUAGGGAGGGAGCGGGUGUCUUCCCAGAGCCGCCGCGGCAGGGCUCCGGAGACCCUCGUCCACGUCCCCGCCCUGCCUCAGAGGAGCUGUGUGACCUUGGGCGAGUGGCUUGGUCUCUCUGAGCCCUGGGCGCCUCCCCCGAAAAUGAGGGUGAUGACAGCCGCCCCCGGGGGUCCGUGAGAGGGUCGUGAGCUCACAGAGGCCCGGCGCCCGCACCUCUGAGGCGGCGGCCUGCUUGGAGAUGUGACGGGAGCAAGCUUUGUGCGAAAACCUCAGCCGGGUGGAGCCGUUAAGUCGGCCUCCUUUCAGCGGGUUGCUGCCUCGGCUCCAGGAACCGAGAGGAUGGCCGGGGUCAGGGAGCGUUCGCUCCGGCGCGGAGUGCGGGUUGGGGACAGGCGGGGGAGACGCCGGUAGCCCGGCCACCUCCAAGCCCGCAGCUGCAGGCAGCGGCCCGCCAUCUCCAGGACGAGGAAGCCGAGGCUGGGGAGCAAGAAGCGCACGCUUCCCCGCCCUGCCGGGAGCACCCUUCUUCUGACGUCCAGCGGCCCAGGACGGGGCCUGUUCCUGUCUUUGUCCAGCGGCUCUUCGGGGGCCUGGUGUGCACCAGGUUCUGAGCCCUGGGGGGCCCGCUGCGAGCAGAGCCUGCGCUCCAGCCUGUGGGGCUGACAGCCUGGUCCCGACAGUACGUAACAGAGACUAAGUGAAUGCAUUUCUUCAGGACAUGGUCCAAGGUGCUAGAAACGUCCUAACAAGACUUUGAAGCCUUGGGACUUCAGAGUUGAACAGACAUUGCAGAGCCUUACUUGGGGGGUGGGGGGAGAAGAUUUGCUUCCCACUACCCCACCCCCUCCACUCCCGGGGCGGUUUUUCUCUGAGCCACCUGGUGUUCGUGGCCAGUGUGGGAAGGAGCAGGCAUCCAGGCGGUCAGCAUAGCUUCCCAAGUGUAUUAGGUCCUCCUAGGCAGCACGGGCAAGGCUGGCUCCAGCCGGGUGUCCCCACCUUGCUUCCCCAGCACAGACUCAUUUCUGCGGAUAAUUGAAUUAAUUCUUGUUCUCUUUGACCUCACUUUCUCAAGUGAUUCCAGGGAAGUAGCCACAUUCCAAAAUCUUACGAUGUGAGGAAGUGAAGGAAUUGGAAAACCAAAACAGUUCACCUUUGCUUUCUGUUGAUAAGUUCCUUGGAGUGGAAAGAUCUUGGGCCCUUAGCAGUGAUGGGCGUUUCCUUAAAUCCAGCUGGACCUGUCUGUAAAACCCCUAAGCUCUGGUGCCAGUUGACCUGGAUUCCAGUCCCAGCUCUAGCCAGCUCUGUGACCUUGGCCAUUCAUUCAACCCCUCCAGGCCUCAGUUUCCUCGUCUGUAAAAGGCAGCCAGGAACUCCUCCUCCCAGCUGGCAGUGGAGGUCAUGGAUGCUAAUGGGAGCCCUUGACAGCUGGGACAGCUGAGCCACAAGUAAUGGAUCAAGGUCUCCCAGCUCCCAACCACCUUCUUGCCACUUCUGCCUGUGCUAUUUGCUAUUUAAUGUAUACACUGGGGUGAAGAAUGUUCCCCCAAAAUGUCCUAUUCACCCAGAACCUCAGAAUGUGACUAUUUGGAAGCAGGGUCUUUGUAGAUAUAAUUCAGAGAAGUAUCAAGAUGAGAUCAUGGACUAGAGUGGGCCCUUAAGGACACUUCAGUGUCUUUAAAAGACGCUGAAAAAGACUCAGGAAGAAAAAGGCCAUGUGACAACAGAGGCAGAGCUUUGGAGCCAAGGGGCGUCUGGAGCCCCCAGGAGCUGAAAGAGGCAGGAAGGACCCUCCCCUGGAGCCCUCAGUGGGAGCAUGGCCCUGCCGACACCUUGACUUUGACCUCCUGGCCUCCAGAACUGUAAGAGAACACAUUUCUGUUGUGUUAAGCCACCAAGUUUGCGGUUGUUUGUAACGGCAGCCCCAGGAGACUCAGACAGCAUUGUUUCUCCCUCAACUUCAGUCUAGCUCAGUUUAAUCCAACAGAUAUUAAAUCCCUGCCCUGCAGGACCAGACCCCACUAAGGGUUUGGGGCUUCUAAGGAGAAUGAGACCCAGCCCCCUGACUCUAAGGGACCGAUGGCCUGGACUCCCCUGCUCUGAGGCAGGUGGGCCACCAGUCUGCAAGGGAGCUUUCCCUUCCACAUACUGUUCCGUUCCCUAAGGGCCUCCCGGGGAGGGCAGAAGGUGGGCGGGGAGGGCAGAAGGUGGGCGCUGACUCCCAUUGCCCCCCCCCCCCCCCCCAGGCUGCUGUUUUCUCUGCUCUCCCUGCCACCCAGAGAUCCUUGCCUAAAACAGCCUCCAGCCCUGGGCUGUUUGGAGCUUCUCACUUUCCCUUGCUCUGCAGGAGGUGACCUCAGGCUUCCACUGGGACUUGAGUGUUUCUCCAAUUCCUACAAAGUGGAGGGGCCGGGGACCCAUGGGAAGAGAUUGAGGGAGCAUCCCUCCAAGUGCAAGAAAGGGCGCUCCGAGUAACAGGGAGGUGGGGUCACGUGUUCAGCAGGGAGCGAUUCCUACACAACGCUGUGCAGGACAGCAGGUUCACUAGCUCCUUCAGGCCACACCUGCCACAUGCCUGACUCAGGACCCAGGGAUAACAAUGCAGUCUAGGGGAGCUCGUGGUCUAAGGUUGGACAAUAUGUCUGUCUGCACUUUCUAUAGAGCUGGGAUGGAGCAGAAAUUAAUAUUAUUUUGGGGAAAGAGAAAGAUUUGGAUUUCAUUCCAAAUUCCCCAAACAUUGAUUUUGCUGUGAUGUGCGUGGGAUGACUCCUUGCGUAUGAAUUAGUGACACUGGCGAAUUACUGCGGUAGGCAGGGACCAGGCUGAGACAAGAGAUCAGCCACUUUGACCCAGAGUGCGGUGCUCUCCACCCCUUGGCCUUGCUUUUCCUCUCAUUUAGAAUCUAGCCAGAGAGGAAGAGCCUGGAGACCAGGUUGUGGUUAGGAAAAUGAAAACAGAAUUAAGAUUGAGACUCCGAUUAAGAAGAGGGUGCCUUAAACACACAGGCUCCGUGCCUGGACACACCACUUAUUUUUCCCUGGGGUGUGUAUCCAGGAUGUGUGUGAUCUCCACGUGGGUGUUUUCAUUUGUCCUAGGUCCUGCCUUCCUGUGAUGGAGAAAGCAAAGGGACCCCUAACAUGCAGGCCUUAAGAAAUGCAGAGUGGUCAGUUGUAGGCCCGUGGGCAUGCGGUUCAGAUGUGUUGGAACCAGAUCCUAAGUCAACUGCCAGGAUUCUGUCCUCAGGGAGGAGAGCACAAAGGUGACAAGUCAUUAUUCACUGUUUCUGCAAACUGGAGAUUCCAAAGGUAUCUGUGACAUGCCAGUUCUUCCCAGCCCCGACUGCUGACAAAGUCCACUUGGGGUCAUAAAUGGGCAAUUGACCCCAACCACACCCGGCCCUGUUUCUGCAUGGCCACACAUUCUUCUCCAGGGCAGACCUGCUUUUGAGGGUGUCUUUGGCCUUGGGCUGGAUGCAGUGUUUCCCCAGUGGGAGCUGCCUGGGCUCUUACUUAAGAUGCAGAUUCCUAAGCCCGACCGCAGGUGUCAGACUCUGUGCGGUGGGGCCUUGGAAUCUGCACGUGACGAGCUCCCGGGGCGUACUGAGGUUGGACACCUCCCUUUGGGCAAGGCGUUCUUGCUCUCAGGCUUCCUGUGUGCUUCCCUCGUCAACAGCCAUAGUUGUAGUGAGUCGAGUUGGUGUUACGGGCCUACCAUUCUGCAAGGAUCUCCGUAUUUUAGUUUUUUAUUUUUAUUUAUUUUUUUGGCUGCACCAUGCAGCAUGUGGGAUCUUAGUUCCCCAACCAAGGAUGGAACCUGUGCCCCCUGCAUUGGGAGCGCGGAAUCUGAACCACUGGACCACCAGGGAAGACCCGGAUCUCCCUCUUUUACAGGUGGGGGAGACGGAGGCUUAAAGAGGCCACACAGCCAAUGAAUAGUGAAUUCGCAUCACUAAAUUCUGCAGCCUUAUUUCUGUUGUAUAUUCGCUUGUUAUUCACAUCUCUACAUUUCUUACACCACAAUAAUGAUAUCCCCUGAAAGCUAACAGUUCACUGCUGCUCUCGGGUUUUGUGUGUUCUAGGUUUCUUUUGUUUACCUUUUUACUAUGGAAGUUUUCAAACACACCCAAACAUCAAGAGGACAGUGUAGGCACUCCCCACAUCCCUACAGCCCAGCCCCAACAGAGAUGACGUUUUGCCGUUCUUAUUUCCUCUGUUUCUCCCUGGGGUGGGAGAAAUACAUAUAUUUUCUUUCUGGAGUUUUUUAAAGCAGAUAAAUUGGGUAUUAUGUAUGUAUUAUAUAUAUACAUAUAAAACUGUGUUACUCUGUCUGAUUGUGAGAUAAUACAUGCUUCUUCUUCUUCCUCCUCCUCCUCCUCCUCCUCCCCCUCCCUCUUCCCCUUCCCCUUCUCCUUCUUCUUCAUCUUUUUUUCCUUUUUUGGCCCGCACAGCGUGGCUUGUGGGAUCUUAGUUCUCUGACUGGGGGUCAAGCCUGGUACCCCACAGUGGAAGCACCAAUUCCUAACCACUGGAUCGCAAGGGAAUUCCCACUACGUGGUUCUUAUAAAGAGAUUAUGUCUCACCGAAAAUUAACCUAAGAGUCAAAUAAUGUCACUUCUCAGUGACAUUAACCUUUCAAAAUACAUUUUUCUAGAGGCUUUUGUAUUCAUAUAUACACAUGACACUUGUUUUUACAAAAAAUGGUGUAUUCCUCAAAAGUAGGGUAGUGGUCCCCAUCUUGCCAUCUGUUUUUUCCACCUAACAGCAUACCCUGGAUGUCCAUCCAUGUUGUAGAGUCUCUUCCAAAUCAUGAUUUUCAAGAGCACCUAGAAUCUUGUUUGGGUAUAUCGUGAUUUAUUCAACUAAUGCCCUAUUGUCAGGCAUUCAGGUUGCUUCUGUGCUCUGCUGAGUCUCAAAAGGCAGCUCUCUUGCCUUGGACUUUGCACUGGGCUGCAGCCUGACCUGCCACCUCCAGAUCUCGCAUGGGUUUCUGAGGAGUGUCAGGCAGGGGCAAAGACAGAGGCGCCAGGUAGCUCCCAAUGCCACCCCAACCAAGUCUUCAGUGCUUGGUGUGAAGUCUCAAGACGCAAGACACACCCAGGCACAAGUGUGGGUGAAAACCACAUUCCAAAGGCAAAGAACGUAUUGUUUAGGUGACAAGGUGCAACUCUAAAAUUUGGAAAGUUUCUUUUCAAAUAGUCACACCAGAGCUCACCCAACCCAGUAGCUCCUCCUCCUUCAAAGUAGUCACCCUGGAAGGCAGUCCUCUUAUUGCAAUAAAACUGUGAUUGCUUGAAAAUACAUCCAUGAACUCUUUUAAAACUGUCUCCAGAGUCUGGUGUAACUAAUGUUUAGAUAUACUGUAGGCUGGGAAAUCUUUAUGCUUCUAGGUACAUGGUGAUCUGGAAAUAGCCUGUGUUCACCAAAUAACUUGCAAGCGCAGAAUCUGCUAUGUCUAGUUUGAGCAGAAACAGAUUUAUUAAAUUAUAACAGAGAAGUAGAAUCUCUGGCAGAGUUGGAGAACCAGGUGUGGAUGCCAUUUUUGUAUCUUUUUGUAAUGGAAUUGCCUUUUCAUGUUUUUUUGCCUAUUUUUCUCUCAGGUUUUGGGUCUCUGUUUCUGUCAAUGUUUUUUUAAUUUUUUAUUUAUUUAUUUAUUGGCUGUAUUGGGUCUUCAUUGCUGCACACAGGAUUUCUCUAGUCGCAGUGAGCAGGGGCUACUUUUCAUUGUGGUGUGCGGGCUCCUCAUUGCAGUGGCUUCUCUUGUUGUGGAGCAUGGGCCCUAGGCGCAUGGGCUUCAGCAGCUGUGGCACUCAAGCGCAAUAGUUGUGGCUCACGGGCUCCAGAGCACAGGCUCAGUAGUUGUGGCACAUGGACUCAGUUGCUCUGUGGCACGUGGGAUCUUCCCAGAGCAGGGCUCGAACCCUUGUCCCCUGCAUUGGCAGGCGGAUUCUUAACCACUGUACCACCUAGGAAGUCUCUGUUUCUGUCAGUGUUUAAGAGGUUGUUUUGUUUGUUUGUUUAAUAGCCAUUUGUCUGUGAUUUAUGUUGAAAAUUCUCUCAAUUUGUCAGUUGCCUUUGACUUUGUUUAUGGUGGUUUUACCUUGAAAAGGUGUUUUGUUUUUAUGUAGUUAAAUUUAUUCAUCUCUUCUUUUAUUGCAUCUGGACUUGAAAUUGUGGUUAGAAAACCUUUCCUUACACCCAGGUUAUAAAGAAAUUAACCCAUAUUUUCUUCUACUGUGUAAACGGUUUCAUUUUGUCGUAUUUAGAUCCCUGAUCUGUUUGGAGUUUACUCUUAUGUAAAAUAUGAGAUAUUUGCUUUUGAAACCCAGUUCUAUUAAAUGUAUUCAUUAAACCUGGGAUUGCAAAUUAAAAUGCUUUCAAGAGCCAGGCAGAAAGUUAGUGAGCAAAACUUGAUGGUAGAAUAAAAUAGGGAGUGGUGAGGUCUAUGGCCAACCAGAGAUUACAUUUAAAAAAUGCACCCACACAUUGGGACUUCCCUGGUGGUCCAGUGGUUUGGACUCCACGCUUCCACUGCAGGGAGCUCGGGUUUGAUCCCUGGUCGGGGAACUAAUAUCCCACAUGCCAUGUGGCGUGGCCAAAAAAAAAAAGAAAACCCACACCCACACAGUGGGUAUAUUAGUUUCCUAGGGCUGCCAGAAACAAAUGAUCAGAGGCUUCAUGGCUUAAAACAACAAAAAUGUAUCCUCUCACAGUUCUGGAGCCUAGAAGUUUGAAAUCAUGGUGUUGGCAGGGUUGUUUCCUUCUGAAGGGAAACCUGCUCCAGGUCGUUCUCACAGUUUCUGUGAUUGAGAGCAGUCCCUGGUGUUCCUCGGUUCACAGCACAUCACUCCAAUCUCUGCCUCUGUCUUUCAUGUAGCUUCUUCCCUGCGUGCCUGUGUCCAGACUUCCCUCUUCUCGUGGGGACACCGAUCAUUGGAUUCAGGGCCCCCUUAUCCAGGAUCAUUUAACUUGAUUACAUCUACAAAGACCCUAUUUCCAAAUAAGGUCACCUUCCCAGGUUCCAGAUAGACAUGAGUUUUGGGGGAACGGUGAGGGAAAAGCAGAACUCUCUGGAGCCCCCGCAGCCUGCGUGCUGAGAGCUUGGGGACCCUCCGUGGGUGUCUUGUGCUGCUGUUGGAGUCUUUCAGGAGUGACAAAGUCUGCUGAACUGGGAAAUGCAUCAGACUUCACUCUGAGAAUCAGUUUUGAAAAGCACUGACAGCUGGUCACUUUAAAAUGUUCUGAGAAAAGGAAAAAGAAACCAGAGGCCAACUCUCCCAAGUCUGAAACGAAUAGUUGGCCUGCCUCACAGCCUUACCGAGGACAGACUUGUUCAGUGUAAACAUUUGGGUUUCCCCCGGAGGCCAGGCCUCUGUUAUGCUGCUUCCUUCAGUGUAAGGGGAGAAUUCAUACAAACCCCUCUGUACCAAAAGCCGGCCCCUGUCGUACCAGAGAAGGGGAAGGGCGAUGUCUUCCUGACCCAGAGAUCCUAGGGAGGGCCGUCUUUGUAGCUAAUCUCCAUGAAGACCACCCCCCGCCAGGGUAGGUAGAAUUCUAAGGAUGCCCCCAGCCCCUGCCCCAGGAUCCCCAGUCCCUGGUUAUCCAAACACUAACCCAGGUGCUGCUGUGAAGUAGUUCUGCAGUUUAAAGUCCCAGGUCAGGUGAUUUUAAGAUGCGCAGAUUAUCUGGGCGGGCCUGACCCACUCAGGUGCGUCUUGUAAAAGCAGAGCGUGUUCUCUGACUGGAGACAGAAGGGGCCAUCAGAGGUGUUAGAAGGGUCAGAAGGACGUGAUACGCCGUUUCUGAUCUGAAGACAGAUGGGGCCACAUGGGAAAGAAUGUGGGUGGCCUCCAGGGCAGAGCGUGGCCCCAGCCCACAGCCAGCAAGGACACGGACCCUCAGACCCACAGCCUCGGGGAGGCAGAUCCUCCCACAGACAAGAGCCCAGCCGGGGACACAGAGAUUUUUGCCUGUGAGACCUGAACAGAGAACACAGUCAAGCCUGUUCGGAUUUCUGGCCCAUGGAACUGUCAGGUCAGGGAGGAUGCGGAGAUCGGAGUAGGGCAGUUCCAUCUCUUCUGCUGGCGCACUUCCGUCCUGUUUUCAUCCACGUGAUCUACCGGAGCUCCUGGUCCCUGCACACGACAUAAAGACACCACGACGAGCUGGUGUGGGGGUCCUCUGCUCCAGAGGUAGAUGGAAGGCAGACCUGUGCUCCUCUUGUGGUCAACCAGUUACCGAAGACCUGGGAACCAGGGAUAGUAUUCCUCAAGAACUUCUGGACAGAACCACCAGAACCACCCCUGGGUAUAAUAUACAGCGAGGCCGUGUUGGCGUGUCCCAGAUGAAGGGACCUACCAGGGCCAGUGGGUCGGCGGCGUGCGCCAGGGCUACGGCGUGCGGCAGAGUGUCCCGUACGGCAUGGCGGCGGUCAUCCGCUCGCCCCUGAGGACCUCCAUCAACUCCCUGCGCAGCGAGCACACCAACGGCGCCGCGCUGCACCCCGACGCCGCCCCCGCCGUGGCCGGCAGCCCGGCCGUGUCCCGGGGGGGCUUCGUGCUGGUGGCGCACAGUGACUCCGAGAUCCUCAAGAGCAAGAAGAAGGGGCUGUUCCGGCGCUCGCUGCUGAGCGGGCUGAAGCUGCGCAAGUCGGAGUCCAAGAGCAGCCUGGCCAGCCAGCGCAGCAAGCAGAGCUCUUUCCGCAGCGAGGCGGGCAUGAGCACCGUCAGCUCCGCGGGCAGCGACGUCCACUCCACCAUCAGCCUGGGCGAGGGCGAGGCCGAGCUGUCGGCCAUCGAGGACGACGUCGACGCCACCACCACCGAGACCUACGUGGGCGAGUGGAAGAGCGACAAGCGCUCUGGCUUCGGCGUGAGCCAGCGCUCGGACGGGCUCAAGUACGAGGGCGAGUGGGCCGGCAACCGGCGGCACGGCUACGGCUGCAUGACCUUCCCCGACGGCACCAAGGAGGAGGGCAAGUACAAGCAGAACGUCCUCGUGAGCGGCAAGCGCAAGAACCUCAUCCCGCUGCGCGCCAGCAAGAUCCGCGAGAAGGUGGACCGGGCCGUGGAGGCGGCCGAGCGGGCGGCCACCAUCGCCAAGCAGAAGGCGGAGAUCGCGGCCUCCAGGACCUCGCACUCCCGGGCCAAGGCCGAGGCGGCCCUCACGGCGGCUCAGAAGGCCCAGGAGGAGGCACGCGUCGCCAGGAUCACUGCCAAAGAGUUCUCCCCCUCCUUCCAGCACAGGGAAAACGGGCUCGAGUACCGGCGGCCGAAGCAUCAGCUCUCCAGCGACGACAUCGAGGUGAUCUCCACCGGGACGCCUCUGCCGCAGGAGAGCCCCGAGCUGUACCGCAAGGGCACCACCCCCUCGGACCUGACCCCGGAUGACAGCCCCCUGCAGAGCCUCCCCGCCAGCCCCACAGCCACCCCGCCGCCGGCCCCCGCCUCGAGGAAUAAGGUGGCCCACUUCUCCCGGCAGGUCUCCGUGGACGAGGAGCGGGGUGGGGACAUCCAGACGCUCCUGGAGGGCCGGGGAGGGGACUCCACCCGCAACAGCUGGGCCGAGGACAAGCCCGGGGGCUCCAGGGGCCUCCGCAGCGGUGCCCACCGCGGCGGCCAGCCCACGGAUGACGUCCGCGCCCGGGGCUUGGGCCACAAGCAGCCCAGCAACCCCAAGCCCCGGGAGCGACGGACGGAGUCCCCCACCACGUUCGCCUGGACUUCCCACCACCGGGCCGGCAACCCCGGGCCCGGGGGCCCCAGGCUGCUGGAGCUGGACGAGGAGAAGCUGAGCAACUACGAGAUGGAGAUGAAGCCGCUGCUGAGGACGGACUCGUACGCGCAGGAGACGCACCCCCCAAAAAGGCGCUACGGCAAGGGGGGCGCUGGCCGGGGCCUGGGGGAGGACCACCGCACCGAGGACCGGGGCUUCGGGGCCCAGAGACUGCGGUCCAAGGCCCAGAACAAGGAGUACGCCAGGCCGGCCUCCUGCGCGGAGCCCGCGGUGCAGCGGCUAGAGAGCCUGCGGCUGGGCGACCGGGCGGAGCCCCGGCUGCUGCGCUGGGACUUGACCUUCUCCCCGCCCCAGAGGUCCUCGCCCGUGGCGCUGGAGUCGGACGAGGAGAACGGGGAUGAGCUCAAAGCCAGCACGGGCUCGGCGCCUAUCCUGGUCGCCAUGGUGAUCUUGCUAAACAUCGGAGUCGCCAUUUUGUUUAUUAACUUUUUCAUCUGAGGAGACUGUCGCGUCAGCAAAACAGUUGCUGUACACACGGGGGACGUUAAAAGCAGA